Xenopus laevis (African clawed frog) is the source of this 2611-nucleotide messenger RNA. It is a transcript of the gene cd2.2.S, whose product is annotated as T-cell surface antigen CD2. Bases 701 to 1516 code for a protein of 271 amino acids. NCBI's taxonomy places the organism in Eukaryota, Metazoa, Chordata, Amphibia, Anura, Pipidae. The transcript has 4 exons. The record is from RefSeq and is a predicted model, not a curated record.
UGUGUGUUUAUUCUCACUGGCCUGUCACUCUGAGACAUAUUAUUACAGUAAGUGUAGGGUUUAAAUGACCUGCCAAUCACUGACCCUUUGGUUUCAGAGAAGGAGAAUCUCUAUGGAGUGUGGAGUUGAGCGAGGACCUUCUGCAGCUCCUGUAAAUCAGAUUGGGGUAACUUUGAAUAUAAACACUAACAACUUAUUUGUCCAAACUGACCUCAAACAUUGCGUUUCCUACUUGACUUAAAAUGGUCCCUUUAGCUAAAAAGGUCACUUGUUUUGCCUCCACGUUGACCCUCAGACCAGUCACUCUUUCUUCUUCUCUUGAUAUUUUUCUGUUUCUUUAAUUUGGGCAAUUUGGGCACAAGACAGACAUUUAUCUGUGCAAACGAUAUGAUGAUUCUUACCCAUCCCACCAGGACUCUGAAUGCCCAUUGCUCCUACUGAGCUCCUGCCUGUCUGACAUGUUAGAGACACCUCACGGCAAACAAAGAGGCGCAGAGAGGAAUGAGAAUGAGCUGAGUCCUCCCCUUUCCUCUUUCUUUCCUUCCAGCAUUGCACAAUUUCCUACUCUCUGACUCUGAUCUACCAGUUACAUCUUUCCUACCCCUGGUCAUUGUGUCUACAACCAACCCUGUCACAGCUCCUUCUCCCACAGCCCUCUAGUUGUACCACAUCCAGCCAGCAACUUUCCCUUCACAGUCAGAUGGACCGACAAAGCACUCACAUAUUCCAACUCUGCAUGGGAUUCUGGAUUCUAAUGUUCUCAGGUUGGGCAGCUGGCAAUGACCCUGAGUAUGUGGCACUGAGUAACUCAGUUCUGAUUAAUAUCCCCAGCUAUUCCAAUGCUGAGAAUGACCAGGUGACCUGGAAAGAUGGAAAUGGAACCCUAAUGGAGAGAUUCAGGAAAUCAUCCUCGUAUUAUCAGACAAAGGGAUAUGAGUGUGAGCUCUUCAGGAAAGGCUCCCUGUAUCUUAAGCAGCUGGGCAAGGUGGGAGAUGAGACCUACAGGGUGGAAGUGUACAACCAGAAUGGGAAACAAAUCACUGAUACCACCAUCCUAGUGACUGUGAUUGAGAGAGUGAGAAGUCCGAUACUGAACUAUACCUGUGCAGGGAAGCAAAUAAACCUAAGCUGUGAUGUGCCAGAGGGGCCCACUACCACCAGUAUGAAGAUCUCAUGGAAUAACAAGGAGAGGAAGAGGCUUCUAUCUGUUCUGAGAGGCAACCUCAUGUUCAAGAACGCCAGCUUCCAACUCCUCUUACACAGCAUGAUACUCAAAUGCUGGACCGGCCUCCAGCAGACAUCCCAGACCACAACCAGGGACCAAAGAUCCAACCACAUGGGCCCCAAAUCCCAAACUGCCCACCAACUCAGCCAGAGAGCAGCACAUUCCAAGCAAAGAGGAGCAAAGUUUCCAGACCAAGCCUCCCAGAAACAACAAACACCAUCUCAGCCUCAAAGGCCUCCAGUACCUGCCAACCACCCUUGUGAUCAACUGCCCUACCCACAACCUCCAUAAAAUUAUGGAGCCAUGACAGAGAGAAGUCAGUAUUGUUUUUGACCCAUAUCAUAUGUGACAAUGAGCAGACACUAUGGCUAUGGCUUCAUGAGGCAGAAAAGAGGACGCAUGGUUAGGAACUGAUGGGGAGGAGCUAACUUUGCUAUUGGGUUAUGUUUGCUGGACAUUUUUAUGUCUUCACCGAACAGGAAGGAGAAUAUGGAUUUCUGGUACAAGGGAAGCUUAAUUGCUAUGAAACAUGGGAUGGGAAAGACAUAAAAUGGCUGUGGACUCAUGGGGGUCUGAGAAAGCCAAAAUAGUUAUACAAUCAUUUCAAUAGGAUGGUGGUAUCUUGGCUAUGGAAGUAUGGGAAUGGGAAUAUUGACUUGUAGCUAUUAAAAAUAGGCAACAUAGCUCACAAUUAUGGGAGACACCAACAUGGAUUUGUUCUGGAAAGGGGAAACAGGAGCCACUGAGCUGGUGCUUAACACUUGGGAAGCCACACACAGCAUGUAUUUGUAUCAGCACAACUAAUGUACUAACCAAUUGAUUUUCUCUCAAUACAUCAGGGAACCAAAUGCUAAUAAAAUGGUGGCAGACUUGGUGGCCUAUGAACCUACAGUAACUGUGACGCCCAGGAUUCCACACAAAAUGGCUGUGAGAGCUGAUAUAAUUUGGUACAUGGUGAGGUCCAAUGACAAGAAGGAGGACAAUAACUGGAACAUGGUUUUGAAGUUAAUUCUACAGGUUAAUAAGAUGGAGGAAAUUCUGAAGAAACCAAAAAGAGUAAUUUCCAUGCGAAGGGGCCCAGUUCAGCUUCAUUACAAAAUAUACUGGAGAAUAUACUGCAAGGUGCCUCAAGGGUUUAGGUUACAUACUUACCCAGGCACAACUGCAUUUAGGGGACAGACACCUCUCUUCUUUUAUGAGUUUACCAUUGGCCCUGAACCUGGAAAAACUCAGGGUCAUUCUGCAGAUUGCAAUGUAUUUUAAUUGAAAUCAACAGGUUGGUUAUUCAUGGCUGCAGUCUAACUACUGCAGCGGAACAUCAAUGUGUCUGUAUGCCUACUCUUUUAAAUUUUGUAUCUAAUAAAACUAUUGAUUUUUAACUUUGAA